UCACUUCACCUCUUCUUUCUUCCCUCCAGCCCACAGCACCACAGAGGCAAGCUUUGGAUCAGCUCACACUGCUAAUAAAAAUACUGUGGGAGCUGAAGCCUACAGCUCUGACUUCAGGUCAGCUUUAGAACUUUUUACCCGAAUAAAGUUGUGCUUUCGUCUAGUGAAAUUUUUAGCUUUGGAAGUCACCAUGGUUGACAGCAUGGACUUGGAAAGGCAAAAGAAGCGUUACUGCAUCCGUGGUAAGCAUGUGGUCAUCAUAUGUAUGACAGUGGUGGUGUGCUCUUUGGCGGUGGGUCUUGGUGUGGGCCUCUCCAGGUCAGACACCACCACCAUCCCCCCCACCACCCCCAAUCCCACCCAGCCCCCUCCACCUGGCAGAGGGCCUUGCAAGCCUUCCACUGAUUCCAGUGGGGACUGGGGGAAUUUCCGUCUGCCCAGCUACGUGAGCCCGGUCCACUAUGACCUGAAUCUGGAGCCAGACCUGGUCGAGGACACCUACAUGGGCACUGUGAACAUCAAUGUAGAAGUCAGCAAGCCCACCUGGCAUCUGUGGCUCCACAUCAGGGAGACGUUUGUCAGCGCCAUGCCCAGGCUGAGGAUGCUGAACAGUCAGGGGGGCCUGAGGGAGAUACCAGUGAAAAGCUGUUUUGAAUACAAACCUCAUCAAUAUGUGGUGGUGGAGGCCACAGAGCAGCUGCCCAUCACUGGCCCAGGAGAGGUGUACGUGCUUAGCCUGGACUUCCAGGGCUGGCUUAAUGGCUCUGUGGUGGGAUUCUACAGGGUCAUCUACACUGAGGAGGGGGCCACCAAAAAGAUUGCUGCAACUGAUCAUGAGCCAACUGAUGCCCGCAAGUCAUUUCCCUGCUUCGAUGAACCCAACAAGAAGGCCACCUACAAAAUCUCCAUCAUUCAUGAUGCUAACUAUCAGGCUCUGUCCAACAUGCCGCUUGAGGGCACCCCUCAAAAACUGCUUGGCAAUAAAUUGAAGACCUCCUUCCAGAAGUCCAUUCCAAUGAGUACCUAUUUGGUAUGUUUUGCUGUGCACCAGUUUGGCCAUGUUGAAAGAACUUCCGCUCGAGGAAUUCCUCUGAGAAUCUACGCCCAGCCAAGUCAGCUGGGAACUGCAAAGUACGCAGCUGACACAACCAAGGUCAUCUUUGAUUACUUUGAGGACUAUUUCAACAUGACAUACUCCAUCACAAAACUGGAUAAAAUAGCCAUCCCUGACUUCGGUACUGGUGCCAUGGAGAACUGGGGUCUCAUCACCUACCGGGAGACCAACCUGCUGUAUGAUGAGAGCCAGUCUUCCUCCUACAACAAGCAGCGAGUGGCCAGUGUUAUCGCCCAUGAACUGGUUCACCAGUGGUUCGGGAAUAUUGUGACUAUGGACUGGUGGGAUGACCUCUGGCUUAAUGAGGGCUUCGCCAGCUUCUUUGAGUACAUCGGAGUGGAUAAAGCUGAAUCUAGCUGGGGCAUGCGAGAUAUCAUGAUCAUCAAUGAUGUGCUUCCUGUAAUGGUGGAUGACGCCCUGCUUUCCUCCCACCCAAUCAUCGUGAAUGUGUCGAGUCCAGCAGAGAUCACCUCUGUGUUUGAUGCUAUCUCAUACAGCAAGGGAGCUUCCAUUCUAAGGAUGCUGGAGGACUGGAUGGGUAAAGAUAUGUUCAGAGACGGCUGUCGAAAAUACUUGAAAGACUACCAAUUCAAGAAUGCCAAAACUGCCAACUUCUGGGCAUCUCUCGCCAGUGUGAGUGGGUUGCCAGUUGCAGAGGUAAUGGACACAUGGACCAAUCAGAUGGGUUAUCCUGUGCUGGAACUGUCUGUCUCAGCGACAAAUGCCAAACUCAGCCAGAAGCGUUUCCUCCUGGAUCCUAAAGCUAACGCCAGUCAUCCCCCUUCACCUCUUGGGUACAAGUGGACAAUUCCAGUCAAAUGGCAUUCUGUGAAAAGCGACAAGAAUAUGUUGGCUAUGUUUGACCAGAGCAGCAGAGAGCAUGUCAUCAGAAACUACUCGCUCUCAAUGGACGGUUUGCUGAAGGUUAAUAAUGAUCACAUUGGAUUCUACAGAGUCAACCAUGACAACCACAUGUGGAACGAUAUUAGUCAACAGCUUCAAAACAACCACACGGAGUUUGAUGCAGCCGAUCGCGCAGGCUACAUUGAUGAUGUGUUUGCACUUGCAAGGGCAGACAUUAUCGAUUAUGGUAAUGCCUUCAAUCUUACAAAGUACCUGAUAAAUGAGACUAACUACAUAGUCUGGGACCGUGUGGCCUCCUCCAUCACCUAUGUGCGAGACAUGCUGUUAGGCAAUGCUACACUCUACCAAAGGUUUCAGAAGCUCUUUCGUGAUCAUGUUAAGGCAAUCUCAACACAACUUGGAUGGAAUGAUAAAGGAACACAGACAGAGAGGUUACUGAGGGAGUCCGUGCUCAGUAUCGCUUGUCAGAUGGGAGAUCAGGAUUCUCUUAAUGAAGCCUCUCGUAUUUUUGACCUCUGGAUUGAUGGAAGUCUCAGCAGUGUAGCAGUGAACCUGCGUCUGCUGGUCUAUCGAUAUGGCAUGAAGAAUUCAGGCACUGAAUCCAAGUGGAACACAAUGUUCCAGAGGUACAAAGAUACUUCUCUGGCUCAAGAGAAAGACAAGCUGCUGUAUGGACUGGCUUCUGUGGAGAACGUCAACCUUCUGUACAAGCUCCUGGAGGCUACCAAGGAUGAGAGUGUGGUGAGGAGUCAGGAUCUGUUCACUGUUGUGCGAUACGUGUCCGUCAACCCACUGGGAAAGAGCAUGGCCUGGGACUGGACCACACUUAACUGGGACUAUCUGGUCAACAGGUACACCAUCAAUGACAGGAACCUUGGUCGUCUACUCAGUAGAAUCACCACCACCUACAACACAGAGCUCCAGCUAUGGAAGAUGAAGCAUUUCUUCGGUCUAACACCAGAUGCUGGUGCUGGGGAGAUGCCCAGGCAGCAGGCACUAGAGACAGUGAGGAGCAACAUCGAAUGGAUCCGGAGGAAUGGGGACGAGAUCAGAGGCUGGCUGGAGAACAACGUGGUCUAAAACAGCACCAAUACAAAACACUGCAGGGAUACAGGCACGCUGUAACUGUGAAGGACAUAUAAAUAUGGCCUUUUCCCAUUCAGUACACACAUGGUUAGUUUGGGUUGAGACUGUGUUCUUUUUUGAAGGACAAAAGCAGGGGGCUGCUGUUCUGAAUCAACAUUUGAAAACAGACAACAAUAAAAACAAAUAUCCACAUUCUUAUCUAUAAGCACUUCACAGUAGCAAAACUCGUACUUGGUCUGAUCAGAAGUGAACUGAUUUACUACUGCUGUCACCAAUAAUAAUGCACACAAAAAGGCACGGGUCACAAACAAUUAGAGUUCCUGACUAUUUACUGUAAAUGAACUCCGAUAGUUAUAGAUACUCCUACACUCCACUGUAUUCUUGCAGUUCAGUCUUGACAAUGUUCUCCUAUCACGUAGCUAGGAAGGUAUCAGCUGACAGUUUUUAUCAUUGAUGCCCUUUCCUCACUAGUUUUACUAACAAUCACUUCUGAUCUUGUGCUCAUCUCCAGAAGGAUUUUUGUACUGCCGCUUCUCUUCUUUGUACUUGAAACAUUUACAAUUUCUUGAAUAUUUUUUGUAAAACUUUAGCUUAUAAAAAAAUCUCCAUUAUUUUGUUUUCAUCAAGUGACAAAUACAAAUAUUUGGCUGAUACACUCUUUUGAAUUGAAUUAAAAUGACUUUAAAUCUCAGGUGUUGGAAUUUUCACGAUUGCAGAAACUUUGGCUUCUGUCAUGGUGUAAGUGCUUAAUACACUUGGCACAAUGGCGCUGUGAGAGUUUGCCCUUGUCAGCACAGAGAGUGCAGCCAUGAUUGUCAGGCCGACCUCCAGUAUGUUAUAUGAUGAUGCAUUCUUUGUAAUCUCACCUUGUUUCCGUGCAUGCCCUGGGUGUGCAGCACACAAAAAUUUCACAAGUACACACCACUCUCUGUGCAUGGUGCUCACAUAAUGAGUGCCCCAUAUUUGUAAGCAAUGAGUCAAAUAGGGUUAAUU
This is a messenger RNA of Xiphias gladius (swordfish), 4057 nucleotides long. Its product is annotated as glutamyl aminopeptidase. Lineage: Eukaryota; Metazoa; Chordata; Actinopteri; Istiophoriformes; Xiphiidae. Bases 191 to 3058 code for a protein of 955 amino acids. Gene Ontology annotation, biological process: proteolysis; peptide catabolic process. Gene Ontology annotation, cellular component: cytoplasm. The record is from RefSeq and is a predicted model, not a curated record. Gene Ontology annotation, molecular function: zinc ion binding; peptide binding; metalloaminopeptidase activity. The transcript is spliced from 20 exons.